Messenger RNA from Alosa sapidissima (American shad), 3641 nucleotides. RefSeq names its product recombination signal binding protein for immunoglobulin kappa J region a (gene rbpja). The record is from RefSeq and is a predicted model, not a curated record. Lineage: Eukaryota; Metazoa; Chordata; Actinopteri; Clupeiformes; Clupeidae. The coding region runs from base 47 to 1537 and encodes 496 amino acids. Gene Ontology annotation, cellular component: nucleus; MAML1-RBP-Jkappa- ICN1 complex. The transcript has 11 exons. Gene Ontology annotation, molecular function: RNA polymerase II cis-regulatory region sequence-specific DNA binding; DNA-binding transcription activator activity, RNA polymerase II-specific. Gene Ontology annotation, biological process: regulation of transcription by RNA polymerase II; Notch signaling pathway.
AGGGGGAAUCUCGCGAUCGUUGAAGUUUUCGGAGAGUUUAUGGAAGAUGGCGCCUGUUGUGACAGGGAAAUUUGGGGAGUUACCUCAGCCAAAACGUCUUACGAGGGAAGCAAUGCGCAAUUAUUUGAAGGAGCGGGGGGAUCAGACGGUGCUCAUAUUGCAUGCUAAAGUUGCACAGAAAUCAUAUGGAAACGAAAAAAGGUUCUUCUGCCCGCCUCCAUGUGUGUACUUGAUGGGUUGUGGCUGGAAGAAGAAGAAGGAGCUGAUGGAGAGAGAGGGCUGCUCAGAGCAGGAGUCCCAGCCUUGUGCCUUUAUUGGCAUCGGCAACAGUGAGCAGGAGAUGCAGCAACUCAACUUAGAGGGGAAGAACUUUUGUACUGCAAAGACUCUGUAUAUAUCGGAUUCUGAUAAGAGGAAACACUUUAUGCUUUCGGUGAAAAUGUUCUAUGGGAACAGCGCGGAUAUCGGGGUCUUCCUCAGCAAGAGAAUCAAGGUCAUCUCCAAACCCUCAAAAAAGAAGCAGUCCCUGAAGAACGCAGACUUGUGCAUUGCGUCUGGGACCAAAGUGGCGCUGUUCAACCGCCUUCGCUCUCAAACAGUCAGCACGCGCUACCUGCAUGUGGAGGGAGGCAACUUCCAUGCCAGCUCACAGCAGUGGGGAGCCUUCUACAUCCACCUCUUGGAUGAUGAAGAAUCCGAGGGGGAGGAGUUCACCGUGAGGGAUGGUUACAUCCACUAUGGUCAGACAGUGAAGCUUGUGUGCUCAGUCACUGGCAUGGCUUUACCGCGACUGGUUAUCCGUAAAGUGGACAAACAGACGGCCCUGAUGGACGCAGAUGACCCAGUGUCGCAGCUGCAUAAGUGUGCUUUCUACCUGAAAGAUACCGAGAGGAUGUACCUGUGUCUUUCCCAGGAGCGCAUCAUUCAGUUCCAGGCAACCCCUUGCCCCAAAGAGACAAACAAAGAAAUGAUCAACGAUGGAGCAUCAUGGACAAUCAUCAGCACAGACAAAGCAGAGUACACCUUCUAUGAAGGCAUGGGUCCCGUGCCCACAUCAGUAACCCCGGUGCCUGUGGUGGAAAGCCUACAGCUGAAUGGUGGCGGAGAUGUUGCCAUGCUAGAGCUGACUGGUCAGAACUUUACCCCACACCUACGUGUGUGGUUUGGGGACGUUGAGGCUGACACCAUGUACAGGUGUGGUGAGAGUGUCCUUUGCGUAGUGCCUGACAUCUCUGCUUUCCGUGAGGGCUGGCGGUGGGUGCGGCAGCCGGUGCAGGUGCCUGUGACGCUGGUCCGCAACGACGGCAUCAUCUAUUCCACGGCUCUGACCUUCACCUACACGCCUGAGCCGGGCCCCCGGCCCCACUGCGGCGCCGCCGGGGCCAUCCUGAGGACCUCGUCUUCCUCACCCUCCUCUUCCUCUUCAUCAUCUUCCUCAUCCACAGCAGGCCUUAUGCUGCCCUCCAGUACAGACAGCCAGGCAGGCUUCAGCACGGGCAGUGUCUCCUCGUCCUCCUCCGCUAUGUCUGUGUCCUAACGCUUGCGCAGGAGAGGUGUGUGUGUGUGUGUGUGUGUGUGUGUGUGUAAACGUGUGUGCGUGCUAGUGGGAGAGGCAAAACUGAAAAAAACUGAAAGCUUUCAGCCUCCACCUCAAACGGUUUCAUCACAUAAGGCCUUAAGACAUACCUACUUGAUGCUGAGAGCGCUAAACAGACUGUGUUUCUAGUCGGAGACCUGAAAAUGGUGAUGCAAGAGGUGCCCUGAGAACUGUUAUUGAGAAACAGAUUUUUAUGGACCAAGCAAUACUAUUGUUAUUAUUGUUGUUAUUUUUAUUGAUAUUAUAUAUUUUAUAAGCUUUAGCUAAGGUACAUGUUCAUCCAUCCUUUGUUUUUUAUAACCAGUAGUAAUACUUUGUUACCAAUUUUUUUUAUUUUUGCAUUUUAUAAGAUCUGUCGGGACCUUGACCUCAGAAGGCUUCAUAGUAGAAUGGAACAUUGGUUUCAGCUGCCUUCAUUUGUCUAGGUGAGACUGCCCAGUCCCCUUGGCCUUUUUGUCAGAUCUUUUUUUUUUUUUUUUUUUUCAAAACAUUUAUUUUUACAGUGUGUAAAUGUUUUUUCACUGGUUUUGAUUGAAACCGGGAUGUUCUUAACCUGCAUUAAGGAUGUGAGGGCCCGUGGUUCCUGUCCUGUGUGUUUGAAAACAUGAAGUCUCGACACAUGAAAGCUUUAACAGUUGCUGCAGAUCCUUGGGCAGACAAACGAUUGAUUUGUGAAACACAAACUGUUGGCUUCUUGACCACAUCCAGUCUGUUAUAUCACGUGUGCCUUUUAGGACUGUUAUGGCGGGAAGUCAAGACUUAAAUGAUAUAUACAGGUGUCAGUAGGUCAUAGGUGUCGGUUAAGACGUUAAGCUUUAUGACUCAAAUCAACCACUACGUCCAGUAUAUAUACAACUCAUUUCUACCCCAGGGGUAGUGUAUUCAUAUUGGGGUGUACACUACAAUUUGUGCCCUAUCAAACAUACAGUAAGUGACCCUAUCAAAUGUAUUGUGUGCUUUCUGAAGAGGUGUGCACUUAUUUGACUGCCUUUGUUCAAAAUGCCCUUGUUAUGACUUCCUCGGCAGUGCACAUAAUGUAUGGAGAAGAAACCUUGUUGACAGGAUAGUUCCUUACAUUUUGUAUUCCAUGUUUUUGACCAGUUCUGGUACUGGUAUCCUUACACUUAUACAAAUAUGCCAGUAUGCUGUGUUCAUGUAUGCUCAUUCUACAGGUCAAAUUUUAAGUGUCAGUAUUUUUCUUCCAAAGGGCUCACCCUAUGUUGUUCUAUCUGUGUGAUAUGCACAUAUCUGAAAUGUCUCUAUUGGAUAUUUCCCCAGGAGGCCUGUAUCAAAAAUAUAUUGUAGGUCUUAAGAGUUACUUUAGGUGUUGUGUGCCUAGAUGGGUGGAAAAUUAAUUUUCUUAACCAGUAUCAGUUUUGUUAUCAAAUCAUGUAUUGUAUUGAUGCUCACAGUUCCCUGUUGAAUCAGAAGAUUUGGUCCACAUGUUCUACUCAUAACGCAUAAAUCGGGACCCCCCCCCCCCCCCCCCCCCCCUCCCCACAAGAUGCCUAUGUGACUAUAGCAUUGGUGCCUCUCUCCUUGCCUCCUGUGGUUGUAUGUCUUGGACUGUAACCUCAGUGCCCAAUCGUGAGCAAUUCACUGUCUUGAUUCUGGGACAUAUUUCUUACAUUUCCCACAUGAAAUAAUACAAAAAAAAAACUGAAAUGUACAUAACAAGUACAAAUCAUCACCUUCAACAAAAGAAAGAAAACGUGUCUUGGGCAGCCAUUACAGUUCAUAGUGCCUUGGACUGACGAGGCUUUGCCAAAUUCUUGUGAGGCCUGGAGGUGACCCUCAGACAGCUGCGGGGUGCUGGCGUAUUUUUGCCUUUUUCAACAAUAAUAAUGGUGCUUUUUGAAGAUGUAAAAGGGCAAGUCUGUCACUAUGGGAAUGGAUCACUAAAUACUGUAAAAACAAGAAAAAUGUGAGAAAUACUGCUUUGUGUGUGCUUUCUUAAAUGUGAUUGAUUGAAAUGUUUAUUGCCCCCUGGCGUAGUGUAUCAGUAGAUGUUACUUAAGAUUGUUACCAUCUCUGACAUUAAUGG